This is a messenger RNA of Heterobasidion irregulare TC 32-1, 1179 nucleotides long. RefSeq lists its product as uncharacterized. NCBI's taxonomy places the organism in Eukaryota, Fungi, Basidiomycota, Agaricomycetes, Russulales, Bondarzewiaceae. Bases 1 to 1179 code for a protein of 392 amino acids. The record is from RefSeq and is a predicted model, not a curated record. The transcript is spliced from 2 exons.
AUGGCAAACUAUGAUCCGGCAGUGAUCCGGGAGCAGAUUGCGCUGCAGAUGCAGAUCUAUGCGCUGAACAACGGCGGGAUGGCCUCGGACGCGACGUCGCUCUCGCUCUCGCCGUCGUCGACGCCGUUCCCUGGGCCGAACUACAACCCGUGGCCGUUUUUGCAGAGCACGCGCGGCUUUGGGCCGCAUGGGCGCAUGCGCUCUGCGGAAGCGGAGGCAGAAAUCGCGAGUAUGCGGUCGAGCCCGAGCCACGAGCCGCUGCCGCUGCCUGAUUCGGCGCCGGUGCUGAGGCAUCGGGGUUUGAAGAGGCGGGAGCGCUCGGUCAACUUGCGCGUGCAGGGUGCAGGCGGAGUCGCGGGCAAGGUGCGGCAAAAGAUUCGGCCGCCCCCUCGGGUGGAGAGCACCCAGCCGCGUGAGACUAGCCCAGAGCUGUCGUCUGGUGAGGAGACUGCGGGAGAGGCGAAGACGACGACUACGAUGGGCACGGCAGACGACCGGGAUGUGGACGAGGGUGCUCAGUGGGCAACAGAGGAGGGGAGCGAAGAUACGGGAGAGUGGGUGGAUGAGGAUGAGAUGGAAGAGGAGGGCGAGGGCGACGACCUGUUGCAAUUGGAAUACCAUACCGACUAUGUUACCAAUCCCGAUAAGCGAAGGAGGAGGUGGAAGUCUCACUGGGGUACACUCGUGCGCGCGUUCCAGGCCCUCGAUCGUGAGACGGACACGACACUCGUGUUGCUCGCCGCGCCAUCGCACUCGAGCAAGCUGCACUCCGUCACAUCCCGCGCCCUGCGCCGCGACUCGUCUCUCGCGCGCUCCGCUGAAAUGUCGAAUCUGCGCGGCGCGUUUUCCCAGCUUGCCUCGCGCCGGACCGCCGCGCGCGUGCGUUCGCAGUCGCAAGUGACGUCGCUCGUCGAGCGGCUGUCACUUGCCUCCUCCUCACGCGACGGGUCGCCGGCGAGCAAUGAGUCGAAGGAGGAAGACCUGCGGCGCGCCCUUGACGCCGCGCUCGGGAGCCUGUCCGCGCUCGGGGGCAUCUACGAACAGCGGGAGGUACGGUGGGUUGAGGAGAUGCGGAGGCUCGACGAGGACCGGCUUAGGGUUCAGUUGCUAUUAUCUCAGGUGCUGGGCGUGGGGUCGACGGAUGGCCCGUAUGGGCAUUUAGGGAACGGCGUGGUGUGA